Molecule: messenger RNA, 1800 nt
Organism: Somion occarium
Lineage: Eukaryota; Fungi; Basidiomycota; Agaricomycetes; Polyporales; Cerrenaceae
Source: the annotation of a GenBank genome assembly
GCGACUAACAGCUCGAGCGCCCGAACGCUUAACGUCCAGCCGUACGCUAUCGUCGGUAACGACGAACUCGCAAACUUACUUUCGUUUUCUUGGAUCUACAGCACGACCUUACGACAUAUAUACCGCCAAGCAUGGCAACCACACUCUCUCAUUCUUCUAUUGAAUUUGCACUUCUGAACGCACCUCCUCCUUCGCAGGAUCCUAUCUCUCUUCGCCAAGUACCCGACGUGUUCGUUAUUCCACCGGAGGAGGAACAGGAUAUAAACCCACCAUGGUGUUACUUUGACUCCACAGAAGCCAAGGUUGGACUAGCAACAAGCCCAGACAUUGACGCGUUGGACGUCGCAUUGGGCUUGUUCCAACAAACCGACAAUCGAGCUCCCACCUUCCACCGGUCUCAUUCGAAUGAAUCUUCAGAUACCAUUGUCAUGCCGAAGCGAAGCUUAAGUGAUGCGUUGGGAACUGACACAGAUGUUAUGCGAGAUAACAUCAUGGAGGCGCGAUCAAGUAGCAGAAGGGGUAUAGAUGAAGAUGUUGUGGAAGUAAUCAAGGUACGGAGGAAUGAGGGUAUGUCAGACGUUACGGAUGGGAAGGAGUCGACGUUGAAGAAGUCCAAGACCUUUAAGGCUCGUGCGACUCAGGCAUUGAGAUCUCUCAAAAACGUUGGAAAGAACAACCGGAAACCAGUAAUGGAGAUUUGGCCUGCACCAAAUGGUUCGGAGAAUGACAAUCAUGCGGAGGGAGGUCCUAUACCUCGGCCUUCUACACCAAACCUGACACGUCGCAAGUCAGCAACCCUUACGCAUCUGUUUUCUACGACGCGCAACAGCAGCCGGUCUUCGUCCGAACAUCCCCCAGCCUCACCGCUUCGCUCUGUUAUUCCUUCGUAUGCGGCGGAGUCGCCGCUUCCUACGUCCAGACAGCCUUCCUCUUCUCUCGGUGAUAGAACAAACAUACACAUUAACGCUCGUGAAAGCCAAGAACACGUGAAUCCUACACUUUCGAAGAGGAAAUCCUUUCGAAAUCGCAUCUCUGUCCUUGAUCUUCACCGUUUUUUUACACCUUCAUCAUCAGUUGCCUCAGACGCUGUCACGCCCAAAGCCAGUCAAGAGAACAUGCGAACUCUAUCGCGAUCAGCCAAACACUCAUCCCUUCCGCUCUCACCUUCACGAUCAUCGAACCUUUUCACUCCCGACAGUGUAGAUGACAUAUUUUCUUCCAACGGUUCAAACCAUCGCCCACAUUCAUUCCAUGACGCGAAUACACGUCCCUCAUUGGCGUUGUCAACGGGCUCCUCAAAUGGUUCUUCCCUACUUCGACGAGAGUUCGAGGAAGAUAUCAUUCUGGAGACUAGCUUUGAGCUGAGACUUGAUUCGUUACAUUUCGAUUCCCUUCAUUUUGAUCCUGACGAAUAUGAAUUUUGACGGAUUUGAUCUAUGUCUGCAUUUUUGCCUUUUCUUUCAUGACACCUGUGAUACCUCUGAUUGCAUUAUAUGGACUCCCUGCCCCUCUAUCUUUGUUCCUGAAUACCUAACUUCAGAGUCGAUCAGCUUCCCCUUCGUUCCAUACCUAUAUGUUCGUGCUCUGCGUUUCUGCUAUUCAUAGUUCUUUACGUGUCUGAUACAUGAUUUGGCUGCGCCAGAAGGAUUUUCGAUACCCAGAGUUGAUCGGACUCGACGUUUGAGUUAAUGAACGUACUAGUUUGGAUGCCACGGAUUGAUAAUUGUGAGAAGCCCGAAUAACAUCAGUAGCAAGAGGUAUAAAACAUAAUGCUUGGGUCCACACAAUGAUCCAUUCUGU